Serinus canaria (Common canary) is the source of this 1682-nucleotide messenger RNA. RefSeq names its product potassium voltage-gated channel interacting protein 4 (gene KCNIP4). Gene Ontology annotation, cellular component: voltage-gated potassium channel complex. Bases 133 to 822 code for a protein of 229 amino acids. Gene Ontology annotation, biological process: regulation of potassium ion transmembrane transport. The record is from RefSeq and is a predicted model, not a curated record. Gene Ontology annotation, molecular function: potassium channel regulator activity; calcium ion binding. The transcript has 8 exons. Lineage: Eukaryota; Metazoa; Chordata; Aves; Passeriformes; Fringillidae.
CCUGCCGCUCCCCUCCCACUCGCCCCCUUCCCUCGCAGGAGCCUUCCGCGCCUAGUUUAAUGGUUUGCAAAGAAAGCCAGGCAGAAGAACACUUCCCUCGGUGGCGGUGGUCAGACCAUGACCUAACUCACCAUGAACUUGGAAGGGCUUGAAAUGAUAGCGGUGUUGAUCGUGAUUGUGCUUUUUGUAAAAGUGUUGGAACAGUUUGGGCUGAUUGAAGCAGGUUUAGAAGACACUGUAGAAGAUGAAAUGGAAAUGGCCACAGUACGACAUAGACCUGAAGCUCUUGAACUGCUGGAAGCACAGAGUAAAUUCACAAAGAAGGAACUUCAGAUCUUAUAUAGAGGUUUCAAGAAUGAAUGCCCCAGUGGUGUUGUCAAUGAAGAAACCUUCAAAGAGAUUUACUCUCAGUUCUUUCCACAGGGAGAUUCCACAACAUAUGCACAUUUUCUGUUUAAUGCAUUUGACACUGAUCACAAUGGAUCUGUAAGUUUUGAGGAUUUUGUUAUGGGUCUCUCAAUUUUACUCCGAGGGACAGUACAGGAGAAACUGAACUGGGCUUUCAACUUGUAUGAUAUAAAUAAGGAUGGAUAUAUAACUAAAGAGGAAAUGCUUGAUAUCAUGAAAGCAAUAUACGAUAUGAUGGGGAAAUGCACCUAUCCUGUUCUCAAAGAAGACGCACCGAGACAACACGUGGAAACAUUUUUCCAGAAAAUGGACAAGAACAAAGAUGGAGUAGUUACCAUAGAUGAAUUCAUUGAGAGCUGCCAGAAAGAUGAGAAUAUAAUGCGAUCCAUGCAGCUCUUUGAAAAUGUGAUUUAAUGAAGACUUUAGGUCUACAACUAAUGGACAAAUAUGAACUAUUCUGCAACAUUAUCUAAAAAAAUGGAUUUCCCACUUUAUCAUAAAUAAAGUUACUCAGCUUUACACUGAGAAAUGUAUUAUGCAAGUAAAUUUUUUAUUAUAAACCCUUCCCAACAAAAAACCCUUUCUAAAUUAUACUAUCUAGCACUUCCACAGUGGCUAUUUAAUUAAUAGGACUGUACUGAAAAAUCAGGUUCUUACUACAAACUCAAAAAACAAAAAAUACAACUGACAUUAUGCACCUUUAUUACCAUUCCAACCCCUAGUUAAAAAAGAUACAAUAACACAGAGAAUAAAUAAAUAUUCUUAGUUUUGCUACUCAUUUGUACUGGACUAAGCUCCAGGUGUUAAAAUGUACUUCUUAAAUCUCUAGCUUCUAAUUUAUACAGAGGCAUUACAAUUUAUUUUCUUCUCAUAUUUCUAUAGUGUAGUCAUUAUUUUUGAAUAAUAUUUUGAGUUAAAAUGCUAUAAUAAAUGUGCAAUGCACACCUUGCUAUAAUUGCCUUCCAACUUUGACUUGUUUUUCUCUUCAGAAAAAACCGCCAAAACCCAAACAUAACUAAACAGGUAACUUGAGAGCAAGAACUGUUAUAAAACAAAACAAACAAACAACCAAACAAAUUGCUUAUGGAUAUUCUUAUUCCCUAAAAAAUAUGAGUAAGCUUCUCUCAAUCUCACCUAAGUCUGCACUUAAUUUAUUAUGACAUGAAUAUCAGAAAUCCUACAUACUGUAUUUUUAAUUCUUCUUGGAUGUGAAUGAGAAAUUCUUUGCUUAAAAUUAAGGAUCUUCUGACUUCCAAUAUUUCAUGAAGAAACCU